GUAAUCUCCCAAUUCAAUUGUUUGACGAAUAGUAUUUGAUUGCAAUAAGUACUAUCUUUUAGUCAAUGAGCAUAGUCCAUCCCCCUCGCCCCCUUGAGUUAUGAAUUCGUUAAUUAAUCUGCUCUGACAAGCUAUGCACGUGAUCGCGCGCCAAACGCGUCUCACGAUAUGACGCGAAGGAAAUCAAAUGUCAUUGUCCAAUUAGGGCAACUCCAUCGUUUUCCAUAUCUCUAUAUCCCUGUCUCUUCUCUUCAUCAGCUGCUCAUGGCAAGCUCAUGCCUAAGCUAUUGAUCGUGGUGCCCUCUUUACUGCGCCAUUAGACCACAAUGGAGCAUGAUAAAGAGCAUUGGAAACGAAGGCCGAAAUGAACACGCCCACACCUAGAGGGACGCCUAGUCUUACUCUCCCCUCAACUCAAAACACUGCACCCGUUCUCGAAUUCGGCUGCCUGUAUACUCUUGAUAUUCGCCGAAAGGCGAAACGCUGGCACGAUGGCUUUCUUCGCUUCCAUACCUUCAACAAACGUAUCAUGGUCUAUGAUAUGCCGCGAAACUUCAUCGGCGACGUACACUGGCGAGAGAGUGGAGAUUUGCAAGACGGCGAUGAAAUUACAUUGGAGAAGGGUGUGCUUGUACAGGUAGGCGAGCCAGUAGGACGAUCUGAGCAAGAUUUGACCGGGCUGUGGGAAAAGAAAGUCAAGGACCGUGAAGAGCGAGUCAAGAAGGGUUCAGUAACUCCAAGAUCGCCAGCAGCAACCAGUUCUGCUUCCAUCUCAGCUCAAGCUCAGUCUCCCACUCCGAGGAAUCUUCCACUUCUCCCGGCACAAUUACGACCUCGAUCUCUUAACUCGCUGCUGGGACUGACUAGGAGGAGCUCUGGGAGAGUAGAAGCUCCUGUACGAACUCCGUUUGAAGAAAGAUAUGGCAUUCAACCAGAAGAGGGAUCUCAUAAGAGACAAAAGACGGUUGCGGAGCCAAGUAGUGCUUCAGCUGUAACCCGACAGCCGCAGCCUCCCUCCUCAAAAGCGUCGGAACGCUCCUUGAAGCGGUCAUUUACUGAACCGGAGCCGACAAACCGUAAUAAUGAGAUCAUUAUCAUUCCAGACGAUGAAGCAGACCUUCGACACAGACGAUCUCAAAGCAAUCGUCCAGAUAGGCGACGCAAAGAAGGCCAUUCUACAAGAGAUAUUCAGAAACCGACGAACGAUGCUACUAUCGACGAGACGAGACGCGAUCAUGGACGGCCGAGUUCCUCUGUAGCCCACUUACCGUCAAAGCCGCUCCGAAUAUCCUCCUCUUCCUCGCGCAAGAGACUCAUGUUCCAGGAGACUCAAUCCUCAAGUAUACCUGCUAUAUCUUCGAGUACAAAGCCACCAGUUCAGCCUCACAAGCCAGACAUUCCAACAUAUCCAGCAGAUGCGCUUGGCAAGUUUCAGCAAGAGCAACAGACACGCAUAGCUGCGCGUUUAUCACGGAAAUCCAAUCACGACAUCGACCCAUUUCAGGAGAUUGGCUCAACACAGUUAUUUGAAGACAUUGCACAAAGUUCUGCUAUAGAGCACAGUUCAUCUUCAUCAUAUCCGGAUCUGGAUCCGGAUCCAGACUCGCUUUUUCUUCCAGAACGUCCACCGCCCGAGAGGCCACAAAUUAACCGUUCUAAGCAAAGCCCUGCAGCUCUACAGAGUCCAACGCUUCAAGUGCAACCAGAAAAGCCUCCUCCGCAACCACUUCAAAAAAGGAAAUCUUCCAACAAGGACAGCCCGUCAUCGCUCUUGGAACUUAGAUCCAUUGAUGUCGAUGGUGAUUCUGCCGGUGUCAGGAAAGGAAUUUCCUCAAAUGAAUCUACCCCGAAUUCCAAUCCCAUUUCCGAGAACAAACCCAACACUCUGGCUCCUUCAGUCACAAACCCUACAACCUCGUCCGGGCGAUCAAAAGUUCAAAGUAGUCUGUCUCCCCUGCACUUGGACUCGAAUCAGCACCAUGUGUUUCCAAACAUACAUUCUGGAAAACCCAUCUUGACCGGACCCGCGCAUCGUUCAGACCCCUCUGCCAAGCCCGUCUCCGAGCACGUCGCGCCAGUAAUAGCAAAUGGAUUAACAAAGUCGGGACAAAAGUCCAGACCUGAAGCCGGCCUCAAGUCUUCGAUUGCCGCUUCUACUUCGGUUGCGCUUCCGGCCCCUUUGCCCGAUCCAGCACCUACACAUCCCCCUCCUCCUCCAGGUCCUCCCUCAUCACCACCCGCAAAGCAAACCACAGAACCAAAUGCAAGAUCCAACUUCAAUACUACUCAAACGCAAAAGCCCGUCCAAGCACCUACAAGCGAAGACAAGCCACCUCAUAUCCCCAACGAACCGUCAGAAGUAGUAGUUGAGAAUGUACGACAACCUCCCCGGCUUCAUCAGCAUCUUUUUCAGAAGCGGCACCUGCAGCAACAGCAGCGGCACGAGCAACACGAGGAACACGAGGAACAUCAGGGAAAUAAGGAACAAGGAUGCUAUAAACAAGGCACAUUUACAUGGGAACAAACCGGUCCCUGGACGCGCGAGGCAUUCGAUUUGUUUGAUUGGCGACCGCCGGGGUUUUGUGGAUGAAGUUUCUUCUUUCGUCAUUUCAUUUCAUUUCAUCUCAUUUUUUUCUUUAAAUAGAAAAAUGAAAUAUAAUGAUUUUCUCUAAGAUAA
Molecule: messenger RNA, 2677 nt
Organism: Xylona heveae TC161
Lineage: Eukaryota; Fungi; Ascomycota; Xylonomycetes; Xylonales; Xylonaceae
Exons: 1
Coding region: 365-2590 (741 amino acids)
Biological process (GO): double-strand break repair
Cellular component (GO): site of double-strand break; nucleus
Source: RefSeq, a predicted model, not a curated record